Aricia agestis (brown argus) is the source of this 433-nucleotide messenger RNA. RefSeq names its product larval/pupal rigid cuticle protein 66-like. The coding region runs from base 2 to 433 and encodes 143 amino acids. NCBI's taxonomy places the organism in Eukaryota, Metazoa, Arthropoda, Insecta, Lepidoptera, Lycaenidae. The record is from RefSeq and is a predicted model, not a curated record. Gene Ontology annotation, cellular component: extracellular matrix. The transcript has 2 exons.
AAUGGCAGCUAAGUUCUUUGCUCUCGCCGCGCUGGUCGCCGUAGCCAACUGCUCAGUGUUGCCGCUGGCAGUAAACACCGACGCGUCGAGCUUCUCGUACGACGUCGCGGACCCCAACACCGGCGACUAUAAGAGCCAGUCCGAGUCUCGCGUUGGAGGCGCCGUGGUGGGACAAUACUCCCUUGUCGACCCCGACGGUACCAAGCGCGUUGUAGACUACACCGCUGAUGAUGUUAACGGCUUCAACGCUGUUGUGCGCAAGGACCCCUUGGCCGUUGCCGCACCUGUAUACGCUGCCCGCGCUGUGGUCGCCGCUCCCGCUCCUGCCGUCGUCGCCUCCCGCACUUACUCCGUCCCAACGGUCUACAACUCUGGCUGGUCCGCCGUAAAUGCCCCCUUAGGUUACCCAGAGUCCGUAUACUACCUUAAGUAA